Messenger RNA from Penicillium subrubescens, 180 nucleotides. RefSeq lists its product as uncharacterized. The transcript has a single exon. Lineage: Eukaryota; Fungi; Ascomycota; Eurotiomycetes; Eurotiales; Aspergillaceae. The record is from RefSeq and is a predicted model, not a curated record. The coding region runs from base 1 to 180 and encodes 59 amino acids.
AUGGCCGUGCCGAGCUGCCAAGGCAAGAGGACUCCUCCUACGAUCAUCUUUGAAGCUGAUAUCGACAGCUUGUUCAAGGAGCCUCUGCACGAAUUCUCCAUGUCCAUUAGCAGCUGCAUGGCAGAUGGGAUGGUCUCGCAUUGCAUCUGCCGCCGAUGGACGUCAACAUGUGGACGCUAA